AUGGCUCUGAAAAUUGGCAAGGGUGAAAACCUUAGGGCUUAUGCCAAAAGGUAUUAUGAGGUGUUCAACCGAAUGCCAGGAUGCAACCAGGAGUUGGCGAUCGUGUCUUUUAAGAAUGGCUCGGAAGAUGAUUGCAUGCUUCGAAAGUCACUGGCAAAGACUCUGCCAAAGAGUAUGGAAGAGCUCAUGGCAAGGAUCGAGAAAUAUGCCAGAGCAGAAGAGGAUAUGUUGGGAAUGAAGGCGUCGAAGCAGGAGAAGAGAAAUGAAUCACUGAAGCGGGGACGAGGUAAUACAAGUUAUAAUAGACAGGAAACAAGGUUGAAAGCUAUACAGGCAGUCACCACCAUGUUUCGAAUCCCGAUUUAUAAAAUUUUGGAAAGGAUCAGGAACCAGCUGUAUUGUAGAGCGCCAGAAAAGAUUCCUGGCAAAUUCAUGGGAAGAAGUCUUGGGAAGCAUUGUGCCUACCACAAUGAGGUUGGGUACCUAACUCAGGGGUGUAGAGCCCUGAAGAUAUAUUUGGAAGAUCUAGUCAGACAGGGUCACUUGAGGGACCUGGUAGAUGAGGCCAGAAUGAGGGAAAAGCAGGCAAGACUUCCCCAGGCACUAGCAGCACCACUUCUACCACCACCACAAUAG
Camellia sinensis is the source of this 636-nucleotide messenger RNA. The record is from RefSeq and is a predicted model, not a curated record. NCBI's taxonomy places the organism in Eukaryota, Viridiplantae, Streptophyta, Magnoliopsida, Ericales, Theaceae.